Molecule: messenger RNA, 4318 nt
Organism: Anguilla anguilla (European eel)
Lineage: Eukaryota; Metazoa; Chordata; Actinopteri; Anguilliformes; Anguillidae
Gene: cntln
Product: centlein, centrosomal protein
Exons: 28
Coding region: 159-3944 (1261 amino acids)
Biological process (GO): centriole-centriole cohesion; protein localization to organelle
Cellular component (GO): centrosome; centriole
Source: RefSeq, a predicted model, not a curated record
AAAGGGACACUUUGCGGAACACAACGGCGCGCCCGUUUGAAAGAACAAGCUGCUGUCUAGCAACCGAAGCACUCAAUGGCUGCGAAUAUUCUACAGUGGAGUAGACAGCCUUAAAGAAUAAACUUGCGAAGAAAUAAAUCCUUAAUAAACACGACAAUAUGGCUGCGAAGGACAACCAUCGCAUUAUGCUCUUAGAGGAAGAAGUACGGAACCUGUCAGAGGAGCUGGUUCAAUGUCAGGCAGACAAAGAGUUUGUGUGGUCAUUAUGGAAGCGUCUGCAGGUUGCCAAUCCGGACCUCACGCAGGCAGUGAGUUUGGUGGUAGAGCGAGAGAAGCAGAAAGGAGAGGCCAAAGACCGGAAAGUUCUGGAGAUUCUUCAAGUCAAAGACUAUAAAAUACAGGAGUUGGAACAGAGGGUUACCAGCCACCAGCGGGAGAACAGCAGCCUGGCCCAGAGAGCACGCUCCGCGGAGGAAGACAGCGCUGCGAAGACGAAGGACGUGGCUGCCCUGCGCCAAAGACUGAAGGAGAAAAGCCAGGAGCUGAAGGCGUGUCAGGAGCAGAGUAAGAGGAGGGAGGCGGAGCAGCAGGGCGUGGUCAGAGAGCUGGAGGAGGCGAAGGUGGGGCUGGACGAUCGCUGCGGUCGCAUGCAGAGGGACCUGGAGAAGCUCCUGGAGCAGGCGGUCGAGUGGUCGCAGGAGAAAACCGCCAUCCACACCAAAGCCCAGGUAUUUGAAGGUGAGCUGAAGGAUGCAAAGCAGCAAAUUGAAGACUUGCGUGAGAGAUGCAGCUACCUGACAGCUGAGCUCUCUGCCCGAGAAAAAGAGCUGGAACAAAUGGAUGACCAUGUGACCAGACUCAAGCAGGACCAGCAGCAGCUGCAGGCUCUGUACACUCAGAGUGUGGAGCACGCGUCUGACCAGGCGCAGCUCAUUAAGCAGCUGGAGGAGCUCAACCUGGACACACAGAGAGUGCUGCGCACGCAGGAGGCAGCGCACUCCGCCGACUCCGUCUCCUAUCAGCGGCUCUACAGUGAUCUGAAUGAGAGCUUCCAGGCUCUGAAGGCCAGCGAGGCCCAGCUUCGCCAGGCUCAGCUCUCCCUGACGACGCAGCUGUGUCUGAAAGACCAGGAGAUCCUCCACCUGCAGGCCCAGCUGCAGCCGCCCCCCACCACCGCCACCGCGGCCUGCUCGCCCAUCCGCCAGAGCAACUACAGACAGCCAGAGGAGCGGCUGAGGAGGAGGAGGAGUGUGAGAGGGGAGUGCGUGGAGGAUGAAGAGUCGCCGUUAACCCUGAGCGCAACACCCAGCCGGGACACACAGACCAACCUGAGGAUAUCGCAGGGUGCAUCUGUGCUGCGUUCCCGGUCGCUGUCCCCGGCGAGCGGCAGCGGUGGCAGAAGGGGACCGUUCGGGGGGCUGAAGCGGGCUGAGGCCAGGGUUCGAGACCUGGAAGAGAUGCUUCAGUUAAAGACGGAGGAGAAUGCAGAACUGAAGAAAGCCCAUGAGAAUCGGCAGGAGAGGCUGCACGUGCUUCAGAACAACUACAAAACUCUCAAAGAGCAGCUAAAGCAGGCUGAGGAAUCCCAAAACCUUCCGAGGGGGAGGAAGCAGCGUGCUGAGGCCUGGGAGCUCCGGCAGGAGGACAGCGACGGCGUCUGGAAUGAGCUGGCCUACUUCAAACGGCUCACUAAGAACCUCGCCACUGAGAAGACUAAUCUGGAAGAGGAGGUGGACGUGCUGCGCGUGCAGGCCGCUGUGGACAGGUCCGCACUGCAGGAGGUGCGCAUGAGCCUGCAGCAGGAGCAGCAAGAGCUGCUGCUGAACGAGGCCGAGGGCGCCGGGGUCACCCGCUGCAGCACCCCCAAAACGCCGUCCGCCGCGGAGACUGAGAACACUGCUCAGCAGGUUGAGCAGCUGCAGAAGAAGGCGUGGUCCCUGGAGAAGGAGGUGGAGCUCCUGAAGCAGGCCAAUCAGGACCUGUCCGAGGCCAGAGAGAGGCUGCAGAAGAGGGCGUGGUCUCUGGAGCAGGAGGCGGAGAGCCUGCGGGCGGCCAAUCAGGAGCUGUCGGAGGCCCGGGAGCAGCUGCAGACGUCCGUGCUGCGGCUGCGCAGUCAGGCGGCCGCGCGGCAGCAGGCGGACCGGGCGUGGCACCAGGGCGUGGCGCAGGAGCUGGAGGAGGAGCUGGGGGCGUGCCGGAGGCAGCUGGCCCAGGCCAGGAGGGAGGGGGCCCAGGCCAGACUCCGCCUGGAGAGGGCCCGGCAGGAGCUGGGGCUGCUCCGGGCCGCGCGGGACUACAGCCGCACCCGCUCCCGAAAACACCACCGAAACGCCGCCGCCCCCGCCGCCUCGACCAGGGGGUCACUGCGCCGACGCCUUUCCUGCUACAGGAGCAGGACACGCCCAUCACACCCCAGGGCCAAUAAGGACGACUGGGAGGACGUCAGCGCCGAAAGUGACAGUGGAGAGGAGUACACCGACAGCCUGAACACCUCACUUCCUGCCCGGCCACAGUCACCGUGCGACCGUCGCCGCGGGGACUCCUCGACUUCCCAGCAUGCCCUGCAGACGGGCGACAUCAGAGACGCGCGAGCGGAGGCCGUCGGACACGCCCAGCCUGGCUGCGUGCAGGUGCCGCGGGGUUGGCGGGCGUACCGGAGGAGAGGCGCGUUCUCCCGGGCCCUCCAGCAGAGGAUCGGCGCUCUGCAGCAGCAGGUCACCGUCCUGCAGGCCGCCAAGAAGACCGCGCAGAGCGCCGUCCAGGAGCUGCGGCUCGCGCAGGACAAGAUGGCGUCGCAGCUGAGCGCGCUCACGCAGAAGCUGAACGCCAGCAAGCAGCUCUCACAGAAGCUGACCUCUGACCUCGCUACCUCGGAGCACCAGAGAAGCGAGCUGGAGCGUGAGCUGGAGGAGCUGAAACAGAGGUCCCCCCGUGCCCCCACCCAGGCCCCCGAACCCCAAAACACGGCCGAGGCGGAGCUCAAGGGCCUGCAGGCUAAACUGAAGAAUGCCUGUAAUGAGGUAACGAAGCACACACUGGCCACUAAAAGCCUGAAGACUGAGCUUCAGGCCAAGGAGGAGCAGGUGAAAGAGCUGCAGGAAAAGGUUUCCCACAUGGAGCGUGACAUCACCAUGAAGAGGCAGCUGGCUGAAGAUUUAAGAAGUAAAAUGAAGACCUUCCAGGACAACGACAAGAGCCUGAAAUCACUCAUUGAGGACCUGGAGAGAAAAGUGAAGGUUUUGUCCGAGGAGGCGGCGAACAGGAAGGCCUUCAUCGACUCGCUGAAGAGGAGGCUGAGCGUGACGAGCAAAGAGAGGAGCGAGUACGAGCUGAGCAGCCAGAAGCUGAGGAAGCUGCUGGACAAGAAGGACCAGAAGGCGCAGGCGCUGCAUGCGCGGGUGCUGCAGUGUGAGGAGGCGAUGGCGGAGCUGGAGCGCACAGCGUCGCAGCAGAUGCACGGCCUGGCGCAGCAGAGCUCGCAGUCCCUGGACGCGCUGCAGAGGAAGCUGGCCGUCGCCAACGCGCAGCUGGAGCACUUCCACGCCUUCGUCCAGGCGCUGGCCAGCGAGCUUCACUCGGACAUGCAGGAGGUCAGAGGUCAGCUGCGGAAGCACAGGCGGCGGAAGCAUCCGGAGAGCAGCCGCCAGUCCAAGGAGUCCCUGAUGAGAGCGCAGUGCCUGGCGGCCUCCAUCCUCAACGUGUCCCACACCGACCUGCAGGACAUCCUGGACCCCGAGCAGAAUACUGAAGAAGCGGAAAUAGAGAGGAGGAAGGAACACGACUGGCUGGACCAAGUGAUGAAGCUUCUGCAACAGCAGAUCCCGUCUGUCUCUCUGUUGAUGGAGGCCGUGCGAGCCAAGCUGAGAGAGAGGACGGUGCUAACAGAGGAGCUGGCUUCCCUCAGAACACAGGCCCGAAACACGCCUGACCCCGGCCCUCUCUGACACGCCAGAAACCCGCCAACUACACGCCUGACCCCGGCCUUCUCUGACACGCUAGCAACACGCCAGCAACACGCCUGACCUCGACGUUCUCUGUCACACCAGCAACACGCCACGCGGUGUGAAUUGCUGCAGUCUUUGGUGAUGUCAUAGCACUAGCACUGGCACAGCCUGCUCAGAUGUCCUUGGAUGUCUGAGAAGUAAAAACCCUGAACGACUUUUUAUUGUCAGCUGACACAAAGGAACAGUGCUCUGCAAAGAUGAGCUGAUCAUGCUUUCUGUGUCGGCAGCUGUCUGUUAAUCGUUUUAUAGAGAAAUGAAUGUGUUUUGAGUGUGAAUUUGUUUUUUAAUAAAAUAGACGGUUUGGUUUGCUUAUA